AUGGCCCUGCAGGCCUGGGACUGGGAGGAAGAGGACAGAGCAAGCGUGGGGCCCCUCUCCUCCAUGGCUAGUGCUUACCAGUCAGCAAGCGAAUAUGAGACGGAGGAAUACCUAAAAUCCAGAACCCCAGCACAUGAGUGGGAUUCUGAGGACCAGUUCAGCAGCCUGCACUCCUCGGAGGGGACAUCCUGCCCCUUUACCCCUGAUGUCCCCCAGGUUGUCCCCUGCAGAUUCGUCAUCUCGCUGGCCUUCCCUGCACUAACAGGUCAAAAGGUAAAAGCUGCAAGUUUUGCCGAGAAAAAGAAAACCCCUAAACCAGACAGCCGGGCUGCUGCCAAGGCUCGUCGAUUCUACCACAUUGAGUAUUUUUUCCUGCCCGAUGAUAUAGAACCCAAAAAAGUUGAUGUUGUGGUGUUUCCUGGCGUAGCCAAAGUGUUUCUGGAGUCAGGAAUAAAGACUGUGAAGCCAUGGCGAGAAGAUGACAAAAUUUGGGUGUCUUGGAGCCAGACUUUCAAUGUCAAUAUGACGAAGGAAUUAUUAAAGAAAAUAAACUUCCACAAAAUCACCUUGAAGCUCUGGGACACCAAGGACAAAGUCUCUAAGAAGGUCAGAUACCACCGACUGAAGACAGCCGCUUACACGGAAGACCCAGAAUCUUUCGGUAAGUCAGAGGAAGUGAAACUUUUGGUUUUAAAUCAGAAAAGGUUGUCUGCAGUUACCAGGGAAAAACCCAGCGUUGUCCUCGAGGAGUCGAGAGAGGUGAAUUCACCAGGUGAUCAGGAAAAGGCAGAAAAAUACUUGAAGCCUCUACAAGGUGAGGACCUCUUGGUAAUGUUUGAUUCUCACCAAGCAGAGCCUGAAACCCCUGCUAAGAAUGGUGACGAAUAUGAAAAAUUACUCAAGAUGGAGGACCCUUCUGCAUCUCGGUAAGGAGAGUUGCUUACUUGGUCAUUUUCUAGACGGGGCACUGUGAAAACAACUGUUUCUUUGGCUGGAACAACCAUGAUGGAGAUCAGUGAAAUCAUCGAGAGGGCAUCAUUGGGCAGCUUAACAAACAUGAUAGAAAAGCAAAAGUCUCAAUUUAAAGGAAAAGAUUCAGAGGUGAAGAAGAAAGCCCCAAAGAAAGUGAAGAUGUAUCAGACAGAGGAGGAAGCAAACAUGAAGCUGGCAGCAGCGGCCUGGAAGCCGAGCAUCUUCUCCAUCCAGCUGGCCGUCAUGCCGCUCCUUGCUGGUACUUAG
This is a messenger RNA of Chionomys nivalis (European snow vole), 1239 nucleotides long. It is a transcript of the gene Cfap92, whose product is annotated as cilia and flagella associated protein 92 (putative). The record is from RefSeq and is a predicted model, not a curated record. Lineage: Eukaryota; Metazoa; Chordata; Mammalia; Rodentia; Cricetidae. The transcript has 7 exons.